Castor canadensis (American beaver) is the source of this 407-nucleotide messenger RNA. Lineage: Eukaryota; Metazoa; Chordata; Mammalia; Rodentia; Castoridae. The record is from RefSeq and is a predicted model, not a curated record.
AUGGCAGACUGGUACAUCCAUUGUGACUCCCACUUCAACUCCCUGGACGUCUACAACAUGGAAAUGCCAGUUGAACCUGAGCAAGGAGCAGUAACAGCUGGUUCCCACUUUCGUGAAGGAGCUCUAGACCUCAUGGAGGACCUGAGGCUCAUAAGCGACCUGAACCACGAGAGUGAAGUUAUCCAAAUAGACCAAGUGAACCACAAAGAUGGUGAUGAGAACCACAAGAGCCAUGGGAGAUGCCAGGAUCCCGGAGAGGUGCAGCUCCAAGAACCCCUGCCCUUGGCUACUGCAGUUCCACAGCACCCUCGCAGGCGAUCACGCGUCUUAUUCAAGCUUGCAGCUUGGCAGGUGCAGGAACUGGAAAAUGUUUUCAAAAAAAUUCAGUACCCUGAUGUGCUCACAAG